Messenger RNA from Alligator mississippiensis (American alligator), 2381 nucleotides. It is a transcript of the gene SLC39A7, whose product is annotated as solute carrier family 39 member 7. Gene Ontology annotation, biological process: intracellular zinc ion homeostasis; zinc ion transmembrane transport. Lineage: Eukaryota; Metazoa; Chordata; Crocodylia; Alligatoridae. Gene Ontology annotation, cellular component: membrane. Gene Ontology annotation, molecular function: zinc ion transmembrane transporter activity. The record is from RefSeq and is a predicted model, not a curated record. The coding region runs from base 123 to 1703 and encodes 526 amino acids. The transcript has 8 exons.
GCCUUCCGCGUCGGAGGGGCCGACGCUGAGGGCUGGUCCCGCGAGAUGCUGCGGGGCGGAGCCUGAGUGCCACGUAAGGGCGAGCCUGAGGUAGCGGAUCCCAGGCACGCAGCGGCAGUACAAUGGCAGCCCCUCGCCUAGCGCGGAGCCGAACAGGACUCUGCAGCCCACUCGCAGUCAUGGUGGCCUGCGUGGUGUUGAUACCGACCGCCUCCCAGCAUGAGGACUUCCAUGGCCACUCGCACGAGGGCUUGCACCACGGGCACAGCCAUGCUGCCCACGGCCACUCGCAUGAGGACCAUGGCCAUGGCCACUCGCACAAGCACCCGGACCAUGGCCACAGCCACGCCGACCACGGCCACUCGCAUGAAGACUUCUCCCACGGGCACAGCCACGCUCACCAUAGCCACGUGCACGAGGACUUCCAUGACCAUGGCCACGUGCACGAGGACUUCCACGGCCAUGGCCACGUGCACGAGGACUUCCACGGCCAUGGCCACGUGCACGAGGACUUCCAUGGCCAUAGCCAUGCUCACCAUGGCCAUUCGCACAAUGACCUGCACCAUGGCCAUGAUCACUUGCACGUUGACAUCCACCUGGGUCAUGCCCACGAGGGUCUCCAUGGCCCUGGGCAGGCUGAUGCUAGGCACCCUGCAGAGGACUCCCCCAGCCAGCAGCUGCCACAGGAGCGGCUGGACCCAGUCCAGUUGUGGACCCAUGCCGUGGGUGCCACGCUGCUGAUCAGCGCUGCCCCUUACUUCAUUCUCUUCCUCAUUCCUGUGGAGUCCAACACGUCCCAGCACCAGGCCCUGCUCAAGCUGCUGCUCAGCUUUGCCUCAGGAGGGCUCCUGGGAGAUGCCUUCCUGCACCUCAUCCCCCACGCCCUGGUGCCCCAUUCCCACCACGCAGAGGGCAGCCACACCCACUCCCACCCACAGGUGCCUGGACACGGACAUUCCCACCAAGGGCCAGAGCAUGAGCAGAUGAUGUCAGUGGGGAUCUGGGUGCUGGCCGGGAUUGUUGCCUUCCUGGUGGUGGAGAAAUUUGUGCGACACGUGAAGGGGGGACACGGACAUGGGCACAGCCACAAUGGGCAAAGCCACGCCCCCAAGGCAAAGAGCAGCUCCGGAGAGGAGGAUGAGGGGCCCCGGGUCGAAGGGCUGCGGGAGAGGAAGGCCGGCCGGAGUGGUGUCCCCGACAUGGCAGUGCAGAGGAAGAGAGGCCAGGAGCGCGAGCCGGGGACCCUGGAGUCCACGAUGCGGGUGUCAGGCUACCUGAACCUGGCAGCCGACCUGGCACACAACUUCACAGACGGGCUGGCCAUCGGGGCCUCCUUUCUGGCGGGCACCGGCGUGGGGGCUGUGACCACGCUCACUGUUCUGCUGCACGAGGUGCCCCAUGAGGUCGGGGACUUCGCCAUCCUCGUUCAGUCUGGCUGCAGCAAGCGCAAGGCCAUGAGGCUGCAGCUGGUGACAGCACUGGGGGCACUGGCAGGCACAGCCUGCUCACUGCUGGCCGAAGGCAUCGGGGAGGCAGCCACGGCCUGGAUCCUGCCCUUCACGGCUGGCGGGUUCAUCUACGUGGGCACUGUCUCCGUCAUCCCUGAGCUGCUGCGUGACACCGCCCCACUCCAGUCCCUGCUGCAGGUCCUCGGCCUGGUGGCUGGUGUAGCCAUGAUGGUCCUCAUCGCCCACUACGAGUAGCCGGGGCGCUGGGGGGGAGUGAGGGUGAGGCAGGGGACCCAGCUGUCCUGAAGCCUCCCAGGGUAGAGGACUGGUGUCUGUAUUGGGGGUCUGCUAGAGACCUUGGGGCAGGGCCAGGCACAGGGCACCUCCCCCCCUCCCCCACCGAGGCAUGGCAGGGACCCAGGCACCCGGAGCAGGUGCUGUGCACCCCCGCGGCCCUGGAGCCGUGGGCAGGCUGGGGCGGCUCUGGGGGCAUUGCAUGACUCAGAGCCCUGCCGUUGUGGCCGGGGUGGACCCAGGCGCGGCAUGGGUUAGGGUGUGUGCGCCCACCUCGCCUGGGUCCUUGUCUAGCGGGGCAGGAAGCAGCUCACGCUCCAGGCGCUUCCUGGGGGCAGCGGGGCCCCCUUCUAGGCUGGGCUGUGGGGGCAGCAGGACUGCACUUGGGGGGGGGGUGAUGCCAGGCUCCUUUGCCCCCCACGGAGCGGGUUGGGGGUGGAGGGGCCUUCCUCUCGGGACCAGGGGGCGGGGGUUGUGGGGGAGGGGACAAGUGGACCCAGGCGCCCGGGUCCGUACCCCCCCCCCCGGUGUGUGUGCGGGGGGGGGCUGUGGGGGCGCGUUUUGUACGUGAUUGCGUCUUUUGUAAGGGGGGGGUCUGUGGCCGCUGUGCGAAUCAAGCAAUGAACGAAUUAAAGGAUC